AUGACAGGGGCAUUAGUUACAACAAAAAAAGGUCUUACACUCUAUGGACUUCUUCGUUUAGCUGUAACUACAAAAUCUGCUGAAAUAAUGACAACAGCAUUGGCUCCAACGACAAUUUCUGGCUUGUUAACAUGUAAUGCAAAUAAAAAUUAUCAAUUAAAUCAGGACAAUGCAAUUUAUAAUGACCAAAAUUACACAUGUCCGUCAAUAACACUUGAUAGUAGCAAAGCGUAUUGUAUAUCAACGUUGACCACCGCAAUUCAGUACUGUGAUAAUGAUAUAAACUGUGCUGGUUAUGAAUAUACAACAAAUCAAGAUUGGCAUCAUACUUACGAUAGAAAUGGUUCGCCAUCUGUUCAGUUGUACGGCCGCAGUAGAAAUGCUACAGAAAAUAAUGGGUGGACAACAUGUGUAAAACGUAAGUCACUAUAA
This is a messenger RNA of Didymodactylos carnosus, 432 nucleotides long. The record is from the annotation of a GenBank genome assembly. Lineage: Eukaryota; Metazoa; Rotifera; Eurotatoria; Philodinida; Philodinidae.